This is a messenger RNA of Erinaceus europaeus (western European hedgehog), 4198 nucleotides long. RefSeq names its product DAZ interacting zinc finger protein 1 like (gene DZIP1L). Gene Ontology annotation, biological process: cilium assembly. Gene Ontology annotation, cellular component: cytoplasm; ciliary basal body. The transcript is spliced from 15 exons. The record is from RefSeq and is a predicted model, not a curated record. The coding region runs from base 187 to 2412 and encodes 741 amino acids. NCBI's taxonomy places the organism in Eukaryota, Metazoa, Chordata, Mammalia, Eulipotyphla, Erinaceidae.
CAGUAGCGGCUAAGUUCUGCUCAGCCCUCCCUACUCUCACUGGGCUGUGGGCUGGGGGCACCGUCCACGCGUCUCAGGCACCUGCCUCACUGGAGCUUCUCCUCUGCCAGGUCCUUGCUCACCUGCUGUUGGCUCCCUCGCACCUGGUCGCAGCGCCCCUAGUGGUCAUCACUGCUGGUCACCAACAUGCAGCCCUUCUUUCCCAUUGCUCAGGACCUCACCAGCCCUCUCUUUGGGACUUCCCCAUUCCUCCCCUUCAAGUUCCAGCUUCGCCGUGAGCCUGUGGACUGGAGGCGACUUCACGCCGUGGACGUGAGCCGCGUGGUCCGUGAGGUGGAUGUGGCCACCCUGCAGGAGCACGUGGCAGCCGUCACCUUCUGCAACCUGGACAGGGAGGUGUGCGCCCACUGCGGGCAGCCGGUGGACCCGGGGCUGCUCAAGGUGCUGCGCCUGGCCCAGCUCAGCAUCCAGUACCUGCUGCACUGCCAGGACUGCCUGAGCACUAGCACCGCCCAGCUGCAGGCACAGCUGCAGGCCAGCCUGGCUCAGCAGGAGCAGACACAGCAGGAGCUGCGGCGCCAGGCUGCGGAGCUGCAGGCCGUGAGGGAGGAGAGCCGGCGGCGACGCAGGAGCCUCAGCAUGCUGCAGCAGCUUCUGCAGACCGGCACCCCCAGUUCCCACACAUGCACCCUGUGCCAGAAGGCCUUUCUGAAUUCAACGUACCUCUGGAAACACAUCCAGAGGAGACAUCUCUAUUCAUCAGAGAAGGGAAAAGAGCAGGAACAGCCCAUGCAGAAAGUGAUAGAAGAAUUACAGGAGAAACUUAAGACCACUCAGGAUGAGCUGGAGGCCCAGAGAAGGGAGGCUGAGAGGCAUCUCCAGCAUCAGGAAGCGGAGAUUGCUCACCAGAAGGACACAGAAACUGAGAAAAAAAUUGCCGAGUGGAGAGCAAAGGAGGGUGCUGAGCUAUAUGAGGAACUGGAAAAGCUGAAGCAUUUAUUCUGGAGUGAGCUGCAGAAGAUUGCCAGCGACCAGUCUGCUCUAACAGGGAAAGUGCAGGCACUGCAGAAUCGCAGCAUGAAAGAGUCAAAUCUGGGGUCACCUGAGGAUGAUGACUCAGAAGAGCAACUCAGGCUGGAUGAGCAGCUUCAGACCCUGAAGGAGAAGGUGGGAAUCCAGAACAAGGAGUGGAAGAACAGAAUGAAGCAAUUGCAGGCUGACCAUGAAGCUGAGAAGAUGAAGUUGCAGAAGGAGAACAAAUGGCUCCGGGAGCAGAAGCAGUCGGCUGUCCAGUCCCAGCAGAAGAUCAACAGCCUCCACCUCCAAAUCCAGGAGCAAGCCAAGAUCAUCUCCUCCCAGGAACAGAAAAUCCUGGCCUUGUCCCCCAAAGGGAUGGAAGGGGAUGGUGGGAACAGAAAGGUUGUGGACUUAAAAGAGGAGUCUUCUGAGGAAGAGCUAGAAGACUCAAGGCCUGAACAGCAGAAGAUUCUGGAAAUGCAGAGACAAAAGCACAUCUUGAUGCAGCAGCUCAGGACAGUGAUGGAAGAGGAGCUUCUGGUGAAGCUGGAGAACCUAGGGAUACCAAGAGACGUGGGGGGCAUUUCCCCCAGUACCUUCAGCCACCUGGAGAGCCACCUGAAAGCCCUGCGGGAGCAAAAGGCAGCAAAGAAUCCUGAAUUGAAAACUCUUAGGGAACAGCUCAUCAAGAAAAUCACAAGAAGAGUUAAAGAAAUGAAGGAGAAUGAGGCUGGUGUGGUCAAAACCAAACUGAACCCACUGGUCACCGAAGAGUUGGAGCCAAAGGACAGAAUUCUCAGUAAGACAUUACCACCCAAGCUGACAGAGUCACCCAGGACAUGUCAUCAGAGCCAUGGCAGCCAUGGACCUGGCAUGGCCCUAGUGCCCAUUCCUACUCCCCGCUCCAGAACAUAUGGGCACUCUAGUGCCCCAGCCCUCUCAGAGUCUGGACUGAGGGACAAUACACCCCCAUUCAGUUCUGAAGAGGACCCAGUAGACUUCCUACAGAGUUUGUCUCUUCAGAGCCCUCGACAUCCUUCCUGGAAGUCUCCCAGGCUGAGCAGUGACUACAGGUCUGACUCUGAGAACUCAGACCUCAGUGCCCAAAAUGAUCGUCCUGGUAGGCAGGCAUCCACUGGAACACGGCUUCACUCAGUGCCCCCACACCAUGACAAAGAUGUGAGCUUCCCAGUGGCAAAGCCAGACGGUCACCCUAUCUUUGUGAAGCCCAAGUCUCUAAAGCCACCGAGGGCAGCUACACUGAGAAAGUUUGCUCAGCUUUCAGAUGAAAGUGAUUCUGACAUUUCUUUGGAAGAUCUCCUGGAGGACCAGCUCAAGGGCAAGAAGCCCUCAACUUACUCAGAGUUCCCAGGGAAGUUUGGGGCUGAGCUCUGAAGCCCCACACACCCUGGUCCUGGCUGUUCUUCAGCCCCCAGAGACUGGUGACUUUGGCACAAGGCAGGGGUGACUCAGGGCCCAGAGCACAACAGGGUCACUGGGUCAGUGCACACCCCUUCCCACACUGAACAGACUUGUCUGUGUGCACUAGAAUGUGUCAUGGAUGCCAUAUAUAGAUGUGUAGAUCAAUCUCCUCCAGUCUCUGCACUGUUGAGAUGAACAUGCUCCAAGGUUGGUGAAAAAGCUGUGGGACAGCACACUGCUUUGCCAUGUGUGUGACCCAGGUCUGAGCUCAGCUCCCCUGCAUUGGAGGAAGCUUCAGGGCUGGGGUCUCUCUCUCUCUCUCUCUCUCUCUCUCUCUGAUUCAGUACCUCUCUCGGACAAAAAGAAAUGAAAACAAAUAUAAACAGUUCUCAAAAGGAGGCACUCUUGAUACUCUUAGGUCUCUGCCAACCCCCUUCCAAAAUGUCAUCUCAUGGCCUCUACACAUAUUUGCACCUUUGUUUCUAAAAUCUAGUUCACUUUCAAAAUAACCAUUAUGACACCAACACACUUGCAUGCACACACACACACACACACACACACACACACACACACACAUACACACACGGACACACACACGUGCACACACACAUACACCCCAAAAGGCUGGAGCAAUAGCUCACUUGGAUAGUGGGCUGCUUUGCCAUGUGCAUGACCCAGGUUUGAGCCUGGCCUCUACCACAUUGGAGGAAACUCUAUGCUGUGAUCUCUUUCACUCUUUCCCUGCCUUUCUGUUCCUGAAUAAAAAAAAAAAAGAAAAUUUUGCUUUAAACUAUUUUCAUGAAUUUAUUUAUUUUGUAUAUGGACAGAGAGAAAUGAAGAAGCAAUGGGAGAUAGAAUGGAGAGAGAAGGAAAGAUACCUGCAACACUACUACGCCACUCAUGAUGCUUCCCGGCUCUAGGUGGGGACUGGGAGCUUGAAGUCAGGGCUUUCUUUGUACAUGGUAAUGUGUGAACUCAAUUGGUUGUACCACAGCCUAGUCCUGAAAAAAAAUUCUAAACAAAUCUAGUAUAUCGUCAGUCUUCAUUGUCCUCUGUUUUGCUAAACAGCUUUAAGUCUCACCUAUAGCUUCCUCGUCCACUGACUCCCCUUUCCUCCUUUUCUCUCUCCCCGCCUUCCUCCUCUUCACUUCCACAAGGGUAGCUGUGAGCCACCCUCUCUGAGAGGAAAUCCCUUUCUUCUUCCCCAGUCCUGGUCAGGGACCCUUUUCUCCUGAGCUUCCUGCCACGCUCUGCAGGGGAGAGAGGUUUCCAGGCCUUUGAGUCAAAGAUGCUCCUCCACACCUCAUCCCCAAGCUAUGGCCCAUCACAAAUGCAGUGACCUCUGUCAAAGGGGCAGAGUUAGCUCUCCCAGUGGGCCACUUACAGAGCCAGUGGGCUCAGGUCUCGCUAUGCUCAGCCUGGGGCUGGCGGCCACUGCUGUGUUCUGGGAGUGCAGUGAAAGUGGGGGCGGGGUAGACAUGUGGGGGCCUGGAGCACCUGCUCCUCAUGUCUGUCCACCAGGCCCUGCAGGGUGCAGAACACUCGGAGUCGCUGCGUGUCCUCCUGUGAGAGUUCACUGCAGCUCAGGGCCCCCAUGUGUAGAGAGAGUGUCCUCCUGCAGGGCUGUUAGGAGGAAGUGCACUUGACAAGCACCCACGUCCACCUCGUUGGGAAUUCCACAAAGAGUCCAGCUUCAGAGCCCUGAGAACUAGUACAGCGGAUGAAGUGUUGGGCUCUCAGGCAUAAGGUCCAGAGUUUG